AUGGGUGACAGACUAGACCAGCAGGCCGCCGCUUCAGCCACCGCUAUCGCCACUGCCACCAAUGCUGCUAAUGCCUCCAAUGCUGCUGCCGCCGCUUCUACUGCCGCCGCACCGGUUGCCGAGCUAGGAGAGGUUCUUGAGGAAAUUCCACCUGAGAAUGUGGCCGCUGGGAGGCCUAGGCAGAAGUUGGUACAGUACUUUCUGAGGUUAAAUCCACCAACAUUCACGGGAGUGGGAGAUCCCGAAGCUGUAGCACUAUGGGUUCAGGAACUAGAGAAUGCCUUUGAGCUGCUGAUGUGCACUGAAGCAAAGAAGGUCGUGCUGGCAGCCUAUCAGUUGAGGGGGAUCGCAACCACAUGGUGGAAGAAGAAUAAAAGGAUAGUGUUCCCUGAGGGUGUAGCUUCAGAGUGGAAUGCGUUUCUUGAGGCCUUCAAUGAGAAGUACAAUGACAGUCAAGGAUAUGAAGCGAAGUUUGCUGAACUGUCGCAGUAUGCCCCUGAGUUAGUUCAGAAACCGACAGACCGAGCUCGAAGGUUUAGAGAUGGGCUUAGACCGGAGGUGAGGAGCUUUUUGAUGCCGUUAGAUCUGAAAGAGUACAAGGAUCUUUACAAGCGGGCCCAGCUGAUUGAGAAAGACCAGAAUGAGGGAGCUGCCACAUCUGGGUCGCGGUUUAAUUUGAAUAGGGAAGUAAUCGGUUUGGGAAGAGACCGAUGUCUGGAGGAAGAUAUCCCGUCCCACUCAACAAGAAGGGUGGGAUCGGAAAGCCAGCGCUGA
This is a messenger RNA of Eucalyptus grandis, 774 nucleotides long. RefSeq lists its product as uncharacterized. Bases 1 to 774 code for a protein of 257 amino acids. Lineage: Eukaryota; Viridiplantae; Streptophyta; Magnoliopsida; Myrtales; Myrtaceae. The transcript has 2 exons. The record is from RefSeq and is a predicted model, not a curated record.